GGAAUAGAUAAUUCAUUUAAGAUAUCGUAGAAUUGUUAGGUGCGAUUUCACUGUCUUGGUCGCACUUAGUGGAUCCAGUCGCCCAACCCCAGUUUUGAUGUGUGCAUAUCUAAUCUCGGUGCAAGUGUCCAAGUCGGCGGUCGAAGGAUGGUAGCCGCAAACAAGAUCGUCGUGUGCGACAAUGGAACUGGGUUUGUCAAGUGUGGCUUUGCCGCCGAGAACUUCCCCCGACACGUGUUUCCGUCGUUGGUGGGGCGACCGAUCUUGCGCGCUGAGGAAGCGAUCAACCGCGACGUCAUCUUGAAGGACGUCAUGUGUGGGGACGAAGCUGCGUACGUGCGAAGCAACUUGCAGAUCAGCUACCCCGUGGAGAAUGGGAUCGUCAAGAACUGGGACGACAUGGAAAAGCUGUGGGACUACACGUUCCACGAGCGGUUGCAAGUGAAUCCCAAGGAAAUGCGCAUCCUGCUCACGGAACCCCCGCUCAACCCGAAGGCGAAUCGCGAAAAGUUGGUCGAGAUGAUGUUUGAAAAGUACGGCUUUGAAGGCACGCACAUCUCGAUCCAGGCCAUGCUCACGCUGUACGCGCAAGGACUGCGCACGGGCGUCGUGAUCGACAGCGGCGACGGCGUGUCCCACGUCGUGCCCGUGUACGAAGGUUUCGUGCCCCAGCAUCUCAUCCGCCGUCUGGACGUCGCGGGUCGCCACAUCACGCAGUACCUGAUCAAGCUGCUCCUGCUGCGCGGGUACGCGUUCAACCGGACCGCCGACUUCGAAACUGUCCGUCAGAUCAAGGAGCGCCAUUGCUACACGGCGCUGGACCCGGUGGUGGAGCGGCGCUUGGCUUUAGAGACGACCGUGCUCGAGGAAACGUACGAACUCCCCGACGGCCGCGUGAUCAAGCUCGGCCGCGAGCGCUUUGAGGUAGCCACCAUCAUCAUUAUCGUCACCCCCCACGUCAUAUGUCCAUGCUCAUGUCGAUUCUGUAGGCGGCGGAAGCGCUGUUCCAGCCGCACUUGAUCGGCGUCGAAGGGCCCGGGUUGAGCGACAUGCUGUUUGAGAUGUGCCAGAAAGCCGACAUUGAUCUGCGCACCGAGUUCUACAAGAACAUCGUGCUAAGCGGCGGCUCGUCCAUGUACCCCGGACUUCCGAGUCGGCUGGAGAAGGACAUCAAGGACCGGUACUGCGCCGAGGUGCUCAAGGGCGACAAGGCCCGCCUGAGCAAGUUCCGCCUGCGCAUCAACGACCCCCCCCGCCGCAAGCACUUGGUCUUCCUUGGGGGGUCUGUCCUCGCCAACUUUAUGAAGGACGUGGACGAGUUUUGGAUCUCCAAGAGAGAGUACGACGAGCAAGGCGUGCGAUGCAUUGACAAAUUGAAGUGAUUCGUCCAGACAGAUACACUGGAGGGGCUAAAUUUAGAACAAGCACUGGCUGAGCACUUGGAUGGUGUG
Aphanomyces astaci is the source of this 1451-nucleotide messenger RNA. RefSeq lists its product as hypothetical. The record is from RefSeq and is a predicted model, not a curated record. The coding region runs from base 148 to 1020 and encodes 290 amino acids. Gene Ontology annotation, molecular function: actin filament binding. Gene Ontology annotation, cellular component: actin cortical patch; Arp2/3 protein complex. Gene Ontology annotation, biological process: Arp2/3 complex-mediated actin nucleation. The transcript is spliced from 2 exons. NCBI's taxonomy places the organism in Eukaryota, Oomycota, Saprolegniomycetes, Saprolegniales, Verrucalvaceae.